UUUCAAUCUGUUUAACAUGUCGGCAGGUGUUGAAAUGUACAUAGAGCUGUACGGCAUACAUUGUACGGUAUACCGUAUAUACAUGCAUAUGGACAUUCCGAAUGUCAUUCUGAACAUAAGUGAAUCUUUCACGCAUGCGUGAUUUCCAUUUCUCACAUUGUUUAUGACUUUAAGAGUUGAGCAAAGAAGAAGUUCCUGGAGGAUAUACCAGUUCGAAUUAGAAAGGGAUGAGCUGCUGCGGCCAUUAUAGCAUGCGUAUCAACAAACAAGGAUGAAUACGUCUAUAGAUCUCAACGCAGGCUCCCGCACAGCGCCUGCUCAGGAAGAAGUGGAGGACAGCGAAGCCUUGCGAAAUCUGAUGAAAAUAUUAUCCUUCACUGAAGGCUAUGUCAUCCUUAGUGUUCUUAUUGGUGGCAUCAUCGGCAAUGUCAUAUCCAUCGUGGUCUUUUGGAGGACAAGGCGUCGCCGGGAUGCCACAGUGCAGUAUCUUAGCGUCCUGUCCGUGUCGGACCUGGCCGAGCUCAUCACGUACGGUGUGCUAACAAGUUGGUUGACCUCGGGAUUAAAUCAGGUCACACAUGGGGAAUACUCCGUCAACUUAUGGCUGAUGUCAAACGUUUCAUGUAAACUCCUCCCGUUUCUAUCUCAUGUCUUCGAAUGUUUCUCCGCGUGGACGAUCGUGGCGUUCUCCAUCGAACGAGCAGUCAUAGUUUGGUUCCCGCUAAAGAGACUAUCGAUAAUCCCAAAGAAACGCAAAAUCCUGAUAUCUACACUCCUUUUAUUAUCUGUGGCUGUGAGCAUACAACGGCUAGUCUUAUUCGAAGUCUAUUUUAACCACUUUUACAUCUGUUUCUAUCUGGUUCCAAGCUUUACCCGAGUUGUUUUGUACCAAAUCGACGUCAUUCUCUACAACUACAUCCCCAGUUGUCUGAUUUUCAUCAGCAAUAUCUUAAUCCUGAUCGGCAUCGGACGGUCGAAAAUCGACAAGACGGAAAAAAUUACGAAGUCAGCAACGCAAGAUCUAAGGGUAAUUCUAUCUCUCCUGUCGGUUUCGACCCUGUUUGUAAUUUUUCUAACCCCUGCAUCCGCCGCGUGGACGUAUUAUGCUCUGGCCCUUCGAGCGCCAGUUGUUGAUGCCAAGUUCGUCAGGUUUCUUCAAUAUCUUGGAAAAUUUCUCGCGCAGAUUAGCCACCUCAAUUAUUGUAUUAAUUUCAUCAUUUACGGGUGUACCCUGCCCUUCUUUCGCGAUGAGCUCAAGAAAAUGUUCAACAUUUUCUAAAAGGAGAAAGCUACAGGAAAUCUAGUUUAGCUGGACUAAAUGGUUGCCAGUGUGAGAUGCAUGUAAGCGGCCGUAUGUAAGAUCCAUUAAGGGGGAGUCCGCAGAUACAAAAUAGACAGUAUUGCACUGGCAGGAUUGUAUAAAACCAUUCGCUUAUACUGUAAUCAUACAUCUUUCAAGUCAUUGGACAAUAAGCUGAGACUGUCUCUCCAUGGGACAUAGAUUUCCUAUCACACGAUAGAAGUAGAUGUAGCUAAUAGAAUUCGGUUUCCUGGAAAAUAAUGUACUUCUUCAGUUGUGUUGGAUACUCGAGAUCAUCUGACAUGACAUUCGCCUUUAAUGGUUUGCGGAUGGCGCCCAGUAAUGCCACCCGACACAACUCUUUCAGUGAGUAGCCAGUGGAGAGAAAUUCCUUCAAAUACUCCACAAUGUCACCGCAUUUGCGUCAUCACCCUAAGGGCGAAAAAUAUAGUAUGCAAAUACACGGAAAGUUCGUUUCUCCUUGGUCCAUUCGUAAAUGUUAUGUCCGCAUCGUUUUGGGGUCUGGAGGGCGAACUACUGGUCAAAUUUCUUUCAGGUUAGGUUUUUACUGGUCUUCACCUCAAAACCAACCCGGAUAUUUUCAUUUUAGUAAUCAUGGUAACGAAAUAUUUUUUGUAUGUAUUUGUGUACAUUGACGUAGUGCAUUGAAUUCGGACAUUUUCCACUCUGUACGGUUUAUUUCUCCACCAAUCUGGAUGAAAUGUUCAGACAUCUUUCUACUAGUGGUCUAUUUAAAACUUAUAACUAAUGGCCUUGUGAUCGCAGACACCAUAAAUACAGACAUUCAUUUAUAGAUUGCUACAGAUAUAGCAAUAACAAAUUAUAACAUUUUAUAAGUUGACGCAGGCUACUAGAGAAGUACAUGUAACAUCGAUGAGAAUCCUGCAGGAACAUGAAGAUGAUGGGAAAAGGCACCCGAUCUGUAGAAUACUUCUCGUUCUACGAUAUUGCAAAGGGUUCAAGUUGCUUUGUUCACGACGUGCAAGACGCCAUCAAUAUACAUGUCCUUUAAUCCACCUUUUACCUGGCGAUGUGACCUGUCUGCAACAUCACCAAACAAACACUAGGUACUACCAUACCUUUUUCACUUAGGUUUCCUUGUUUCUUCGGCCAAGUGCACGAAUCACAGCGUUCUUAUGUUUCUGCUUACACAGGUAAAUAUAUGAUAUUUUUAUGUUCAGAAUACGUUUUGGACGUUCUUUAGCGAUCGCAUGACGUAAACGUUCCAAUGUGAGAAUUCGUGUGCCUCUGCAUCCAAAAGCUUGGUGUUCCUGUACGAUGUACAACGACACGUCUAUAACAACGGCCAUGUCAGUUCUGAUUCAGGGGACGACUUUUUCUAGUCCUGACGUCAGGUCCUCGGAUCUCGUGCUCGAGAUCUACAAUGUCAUUCAGGGCUACCUCAUCCCUGGAAUUCUUCUUAUUGGGAUCAUGGGGAACACCCUUUCCCUCGUAAUUUUCAUCAGGGCCAGGAAACGCGCCGAUGCAGCAGUCCAGUACCUCAGCACACUUGCAAUCUCCGACACAGGGUUUAUUUUAUUCCUUGGAGUGUCAUACUGGAUGUCAUAUGGCCUUGCUUACCUCACCAACGGCGCGCAUUCAUACAACUUAGUGACGUACUCAACACCAGCAUGUAAAAUAAUGGGAUUUCUAAGACACGUCUGGGAACUUGCUUCAGCAUGGGCAAUAGUUGCUUUCACUUUGGAACGAGUUUACAUUGUGUGGUACCCUUUAAAGCGGGCGGGAAUAACUACAAAGAAGCGAACAGUUAUAAUAAUCGCCAUUUGGGUCAUGUCUGCCUGUCUGAGUAUCCAUCGAUUGGUGUUAAAUGAUGUUUUAGGAAAUUCUAAUUGCUUUUACAACACUUCUUUUGCAAGCAAGUUUUGGAUAAUUUUGUUCGACGUGACCAUUUACAACUAUAUUCCGUGUUUCGUCAUAGUCAUUUCAAACGUUCUCAUCCUUCUUGGAAUACGUUUGGCCAAUACGUCCUUAGAUUCAAAAGUUGUUUCCUCGAGACAUGAUCAAAAUUACAAUCGUCUGAUCGUUUCUUUGUUGUUGAUAUCGACAUCCUAUGUUGUCUUCAUGACGCCCCUCUGUGUUUCUGGAACUCACCACUUCUAUUACUUAAAAACUGCAGAGGUCGUAGACCCCAAAUAUAACCAACUAUUCUUCUACAUCCUGACCUUUCUUGAGCAGUUUAGUCUGUUGAAUUAUUGCUUCAACUUCAUCAUUUAUGGCUGCACUUUGCCAUUUUACCGGAAAGAAGUGUACUGUUUGCUUUCACUGCGCAUGCGUUAAACUGCUGCUCAUGGAUACAGCGACUCCACGCAAUUCGUUUCGGCUUAAAGGGGGUACGCCGUUCGUAUGUACUCAUGGGUCAGGAAGCGAGAAAUUUAGUCACGCACAAAGCCGUUGUACAGUUAUCAUGACUUUGCAUGCAUUUUUGCUGCAAAUUGGUAUCUAUCGUUAGUUGUAUAGCAGCUGUCAAAUUAAUUGCAAUGUUGAAAUUUAUAAUCAGUACGUAUUGGCGUAUUGGAAACUUUCAAAUUACGAAUUUCAGAUUUUUAACGAAUGUCGUAAGCCUUUAAUACGUCGAUUUGAAACUGAACCAGAUUUUGAUAAGGAUAAACCUAUUGUAUGCCUCGUUGACGAGUGUACGAUGACAGGCUUUUGCCCACUCAUUGGUAACUUGUCAAUACAUAUAAUGUAAAAUUCAAAUCAUUGACAGAAGAAAACAAAUACUCAUCAAUGGGGGUGCAGAACUCCAAAGGGAAUCCUCACUGAGUAAAGUAGCAGAAUCGUUUCGAGGGUUGAAAAAAGCCAACU
Lineus longissimus is the source of this 4147-nucleotide messenger RNA. Its product is annotated as neuropeptide SIFamide receptor-like. Lineage: Eukaryota; Metazoa; Nemertea; Pilidiophora; Heteronemertea; Lineidae. The record is from RefSeq and is a predicted model, not a curated record. Gene Ontology annotation, biological process: G protein-coupled receptor signaling pathway. Gene Ontology annotation, molecular function: G protein-coupled receptor activity. The coding region runs from base 272 to 1279 and encodes 335 amino acids. The transcript has 2 exons. Gene Ontology annotation, cellular component: plasma membrane.